Molecule: messenger RNA, 1407 nt
Organism: Chaetomium globosum CBS 148.51
Lineage: Eukaryota; Fungi; Ascomycota; Sordariomycetes; Sordariales; Chaetomiaceae
Exons: 4
Coding region: 1-1407 (468 amino acids)
Source: RefSeq, a predicted model, not a curated record
AUGUCAAACAGAGGUCCGAGUUCCAACACUUCCUCCCGUUCCUCCCGAAACUCCUCUCCCGGAAACGGGCAGCCGCGUACCGGUGCCGGCACGGUUAGCAGACCCACCACUCCCGGUCCCGGAGGACAGCCACGCACCGGCGGUGGCGGCACCGCCCAUAAACCUAAUACCACCAACUCAGGUGGAGAACCACGACGGGACGCGGCGCCCACUAGUAGGCCCACUACUCCCGGGCCCGGAGCGGCCAGCGGAAACAUCAGCGGCUUGGUUUCGUACUUCUCUUCUAGCUCUAGCGCUUCAUCGUCUUCCUCUGAGAGCGAGAGUCCAUCUCCUCCCCGGACGACCACCGUCACGACCACCGCCACCGCCAUACCCACCGCCACCAACCCCAAUCACCUCGGUGGACUGCGAAUCAAGCUAGUGUCAGACGCACCACCCCAUAUAGAAACCGGGGUCGCUGACGGUUCUCCUCUCUUUUUGUCCGUGGCAGCAGCCGUCAACUUGGGCCUCAAGAUGCUUGAAAGUUCCCGGGGAAAAGACGCUCUUGUUCGUCUCGGUGUUACUGCUAUCCAGGGCUGGACAGCGGAAUUAAAGCCACACAUCUUCCCGGUGACUCCGGCAACCCACGCAAACAUGACACCUUAUGUCACGGCCUAUCUGAACGAAAUGAGAAAUAACAUGGUCCCCAUCAAGCUGACCAACGAGCUGAAUGGAGAAGGCGCGGCUCACAAGUUCGACUGGGCACGACCAACUGGAACUCAAUCAAAGAUAGGACUCGAGGAUUAUACUGGAUCACGGGCCGGCAUCUUAAGUCUCAACAAGUUUAUCUUCGAAACCAUUGUCGACGCCUCACAACGGAUCCAAGGCGGAGAUUCCGCUUAUGAAAGGACUUAUGAGAUCCAGAUGGCCAUGAUGGGUAUCACCGUCGCCCAUGAGCUGUGCCACUUCUUCAUUGGAUUCUUGGCUGGGUACCACCUCCCCAACACGCCACCAAGCCUCAUGUACUUGGAAAGGGACGUCAAGACCAUUGCCGGCGUCGUGACCGGCGAGUCCGGCCGCUGGUGGGAAGCCGCCUUCUUUGGCGGCGAGACCCGUUUCUUCACGGAACCUUUGCUCGACCUCAACGCUCCGGAAAAAUACCCCAUGGGGUACAAGCAAGCGGGCGACCUGUGGCUCUUGAACGGACAGACCACACGCAUAUCCGUGAUUGAUCGUCAACGCAUCACGGGUCUCCUCAAGUUCGCCCUCGGUAAGGACAGAGAUUAUGUGGCGCCAAAGUGGAAAGUGACCAGAAAGGAGCUGGAUGACCACAACGCGCUCCGAAAGCGUGACUAUGGCGGCAACAACUUCAAACGCCUUGGCAUGAUCCCUUAUAACCCAAAGUACCUUUACAAACCAGUUGCUUAG